AUAUAAAUACUAUGUAUAUUCAUGUAUAAUAAACACACAAAAGUAACAAAUAAUAAACUAAAGAAUAUAUGUUGUAUAUGUAUAUAAGUAUAUAUUUAAGUUUUAUUUCAUUAUGGGUUUAAACAAACGUUGUUUUUAACAAUUUCACACACAUAUACGCAUACGUUAUGUAUGAAUAAAGGAAAAUAAAUAAAAAGCAUAAAAGAAAUUCCUUCCUUAGAACAAUGUUCCUUCCAAGAACAAAUUGAAAAAAAUUAUUUAUAAAAUAUAUUUUGCAAAAUCAAUAUCAGACUGCAACCAAACUUUGCAAACUUCUUAUUUUGAAAUGUACGAAAAAAAAUACACUUUAGUGUAAACGUUAAACUAACAAAAAAAUUUCUUUCUAAUCAAAAUUAGACUUAAAUUAAUAAAAAAAAUGUUUAAAAAAUAUGAUAACUCAAAAAAGAAAUUAUAACAACAGUCGCAGUAAAAAGUUAAGUGGAAAGUUUAUAAAUAUUACUAAAUUAAAUUAAACUUAAGUUAAAGUAAAAUUAAAACAGAAACUGCAACGAAAUUAGCAACAAUUUAAACCAACAAAAAAUUCAACAUUGAACUCUUUAUUGGUAAUCAACAACACGACAGUCAAUUGAAUAGGGAAGUAAAAGAUGGAUGAUGAUUCAAUAGAUAAUUUACCUGAGAAUAUAUAUGUUCAAACAUUCCAAGCCCCUGAUUCAGAUGAUGAACCUAUAGAGCAACUGCCAAAAGAAAUAUUACUUCGCAUUUUUUCGUAUUUGGAUGUUGUUUCAUUAUGUCGAUGUGCUCAAGUGUGCAAAUAUUGGAACGUCUUAGCAUUAGAUGGUUCGAGUUGGCAAAAAAUUAAUUUGUUUGACUUUCAAAGAGAUAUAGAAGGCCCAGUUAUAGAAAAUAUAUCUCAGAGAUGUGGUGGCUUUCUGAAGUUUUUAUCACUGCGAGGAUGCCAAUCAGUAGGCGAUAUUUCUAUAAGGACAUUAGCUAAUCACUGCCAUAAUAUCGAACAUCUUGACCUAUCAGAAUGUAAGAAAAUAACCGAUCUAUCAACAAUGUCAAUAAGUCGUUUCUGUUCCAAGCUAACAUCAGUUAACUUAGAUUCCUGUGCAAAUAUUACCGACAAUAGCCUAAAAUCAAUUUCUGACGGAUGUCCUCAUUUAACCGAAAUAAAUGUAUCGUGGUGUCAUCUUAUAACUGAAAAUGGUGUUGAAGCUAUAGCUCGGGGUUGUAACAAAUUGAAAAAAUUCAGUAGUAAGGGUUGUAAGCAGGUCAAUGAUAACGCGGUAGCAUGUUUAGCUAAAUAUUGUCCUGAUUUGAUGGUGCUCAACUUGCAUAGUUGCGAGAAUAUUACGGAUUACUCAAUACAGCGAAUUGCAGAAAAUUGUUUAAAUUUAAGAAAGUUAUGCGUAUCAAAGUGUGCUGAAUUGACAGAUCAAUCCUUGAUUGCAUUAGCUCAACAUAAUCCUCUAUUAAAUACAUUAGAAGUUUCCGGAUGUCAUCAAUUUACAGAUUUAGGGUUUCAAGCGUUAGGAAAAAAUUGCAAAUAUUUGGAACGAAUGGAUCUAGAAGAAUGUAACCAAAUAACUGACUUGACAUUAGCUCAUCUAGCAACCGGAUGCCCAAGUUUAGAAAAAUUGACUUUAUCUCAUUGCGAAUUAAUAACAGACGAUGGAAUACGUCAGCUAGCCGCCGGUAGUUGUGCAGCUGAAAGUUUAUCCGUCCUUGAAUUGGAUAAUUGCCCAUUAAUAACUGAUAGAACGUUAGAGCAUUUAGUAUCAUGUCACAAUUUACAAAGGAUUGAGCUAUUUGACUGCCAGAUGAUAACGAGAGCAGCAAUACGAAAAUUAAAGAAUCAUUUACCAAAUAUUAAAGUGCAUGCGUAUUUCGCCCCUGUCACACCACCACCAGUAACAACUGGCCAUCGGCCGAGAUAUUGUAGAUGCUGUGAGAUUCUCUGAGAUCAGGCCAUUGGCUUGGCCAGAAAAAUAUUGUGCAAAAGCCGUGAUGACUGAUAUAUUCACACUAUAGUAGUUUUAUUUAUAAUCACAAAUUUAAUAAUUUUAAGUCAUACUUUAUUUAAAAAUCAAUUAUUAACUUUUAUAAUUUUAUUUUACAUCUAAUUUAAAAAAAACAAUCGAUUUUUCGUACGUACGUUUAACAUAAACUGUAUGAUUUUCAAAGAGGAACAUUUUUUUAAAACUAUAAGUUGUAAACGAAAGGUUUUUUUAGAAAGUUUUUUAAUCUCGUACAUGAAGAACUUUUAAUACAUAUGUAUAUAAAACUAUAAAGAUUAAAUAAAUAUUUAUUGUUCUUUUAUUUAAAAGAACGAAAUUAUUUAUUAUUUGAUUUAAAAAACAUGGUUUUAAUUUCCUUUAAUUGUAGAAUAAUAGAGCUGUGUCGGUAACCGUAAUUUUGUUUACUAAAUAUUUGUCUAUAAUAUAUACUGACGAAACCGAUUUUUUUUAAUUGUGAUUUUGAUGAAUGUAUGUAUUAAGAACUUAAAAAAUGGGAACAAAAUUGUUUCGUAGGGGGCAAGUGAAUGUAAAAAAAAAGUUUUAAUUAAUUUGAAAUAGUUAUAACUUAUCAUCCAUUAAAUUAUUUUAAAUUAUUAUCAAAAACAAAAUGAUGAGUUUAUCAUAAUUUUAUCCUUAAUCGGAGAAAAAUUUAAACUUUUCCAGUUAAUGAACUUUAAAAAUCAUACAGCAAGUGUUACUCGGGAAAUGACAAUUAAAUUAUAACGCAGAUUUUCAUAAUUUUUCUGCAUCGCAAAAAAAAUUUUGUACAUACACACAUAUAAACUGAAUACCCAUUUAAUUAAAAAUAUUUAAAUACUAUGUUAGCUACAUAUAUUAAAAUAUUAAUAUUUUAAAAAAUAACAUUUAGAGUAUUUACAUACAUUAAAACAUUAAUAAAGAAAGAAACCAAACUUUUUAAUCGAAAUAAAUUAACAUGAAUAUAAAAAUAUUAUAAUAAACUCAUUAAUUUAGCACCCCUUAUUUAAAUUAAAAAAUAAAAAUAUCCUAAAAAAGAUUUUAAUUGAAUAAUAAAUAUUAAUUAAAAACGAAAUGUUCGACAUUAAAUGUAAAUAAUUUUUUUAAACUGAACAAAACUAUACAAAGAGCAUAAUGAUAUAAUAUUUGUAGAGGUAAUUUAUUAAUAAAAUUAUUAUGUUAUAAAAACAAAUAAAAUUCUUACAAAGUAACGUGAUAAUGUAUAAAAUAUACAAAUUAUUUUUUAAUUGUGACUAUUAUUACCACAAUUAUUUUCGCAAA
This is a messenger RNA of Condylostylus longicornis, 3278 nucleotides long. RefSeq names its product F-box/LRR-repeat protein 20. Gene Ontology annotation, biological process: SCF-dependent proteasomal ubiquitin-dependent protein catabolic process. The record is from RefSeq and is a predicted model, not a curated record. The coding region runs from base 645 to 1964 and encodes 439 amino acids. Gene Ontology annotation, cellular component: SCF ubiquitin ligase complex. NCBI's taxonomy places the organism in Eukaryota, Metazoa, Arthropoda, Insecta, Diptera, Dolichopodidae. The transcript has 9 exons. Gene Ontology annotation, molecular function: protein binding.